AUGACGACACCACGAGUCUUCAUCGUCCGCCACGGCGAGACAGAGUGGUCCCUGAGCGGCCAGCACACCGGCAGCACCGACAUCCCCCUCACCGAGAAUGGCGAGAAGCGCAUCCGCGCCACGGGAAAGGCCCUCGUCGGCCACAACCGCCUCAUUGUCCCCGCACAGCUCGCGCACAUCUACGUCUCACCACGCAAACGUGCCCAGCACACCCUCGAGCUGCUGAACCUACAGCUCGACGAGCCAUACCCCUGGCAGCUCCAUAGCAGCAACACCAAAAAGGAGGACCAGCAGCAGCAGACCGCUUCAGGGGCGGAAGGCAACGGCGGCGACGGCGAUGGCGACGAUGGCGGCAGUCGCUCGUGCAGCGCCCGCGUCGAGGUCACAGAGGAUAUCCGCGAAUGGGACUAUGGCGAGUACGAGGGCAUCACGAGCGCCGAGAUCCGGGAUCGGCGCGAGAAGGCCGGCCUGGGCAGGGACUGGGACAUCUGGGCCGACGGAUGUCCUGGCGGCGAAUCUCCGGAGGACGUGACUGCCCGCGUCGACCGGCUCAUCGCAGACAUACGGUCCCGCUUCCAUGCGCCGUGCAUCGGCAAGCCCCGGAGCGGCGCCACGGGCAGCGAGACCCAGCAGGGCGACGUCCUCAUCGUCGCCCACGGCCACAUCCUCCGCGCGUUUGCGAUGCGCUGGGUCAAGCAGGGCCUGAGGGGUGGGCCCUUGUUCCUGAUGGAGGCCGGUGGUGUGGGAACGCUGAGUUACGAGCACAAGAACAUCGAUGAGCCAGCCAUUCUCCUCGGUGGAGCCUUCAUCGUGCAUGACCAGUAG
This is a messenger RNA of Microdochium trichocladiopsis, 825 nucleotides long. RefSeq names its product histidine phosphatase superfamily. Gene Ontology annotation, molecular function: sedoheptulose-bisphosphatase activity. The record is from RefSeq and is a predicted model, not a curated record. Bases 1 to 825 code for a protein of 274 amino acids. The transcript has 4 exons. Gene Ontology annotation, biological process: ribose phosphate biosynthetic process. NCBI's taxonomy places the organism in Eukaryota, Fungi, Ascomycota, Sordariomycetes, Xylariales, Microdochiaceae.